Physcomitrium patens is the source of this 357-nucleotide messenger RNA. Its product is annotated as spermidine synthase 1. NCBI's taxonomy places the organism in Eukaryota, Viridiplantae, Streptophyta, Bryopsida, Funariales, Funariaceae. The record is from RefSeq and is a predicted model, not a curated record.
AUGACAAAAAAGAACUUUAAGCAAGCUCUUUUAAAAGAUGUUGUACCAUACGCAGCGCACGCACCAUCGUAUGCUGAUACUUGGGGCUGGAUUAUGGUGAGUAAAGCUUUGCCUCUGGAAAAUGACACGACUGGGAUAUCCUGUAUCAAACCAACCAAUCCCAGCAAUCAGUCCCGAGAAACUGAUAUCAAAAUAAAGCAACGUAUUGAUGGGGAACUCAAGUUCCUAGAUGGGCAAGCCUUGUCUGCAAUGAUUGGUCUCAACAAGCAUGUUGGCAAAAGCCUAGCAACAGAGCGAAGUGUAUACACAGAGGAGGCAGCACGGUUUAUCCAUGGACAUGAAACUGCUGUGAAGUAG